AAUGUAGUUGAUAUGAACCAUUUCAACGACAGCCACGAUUCUCAUCAAACCAGAACAUGGCUUCUUUUAGCCCCUUCAGGUGGCCAAGAAUUCCUGUUUUCUCAGUGUUGCUUGUUGCCCUUUUGGCCGGAGUCGACUGCAUCGACAUCUUUCAUGAAUGGAUCGUAACUGCUGACACAUCCGCCGUCUAUCCCAACACGUACAAUCAACCCGUCAUUAGCAUCAACGGGAUGUUCCCAGGGCCGCUCAUCAACACCACGACCAACGAUGUCGUUCAUGUUAACGUCUUCAAUAACAUGGACGAACCAUUACUCUUUACAUGGAAUGGGAUACAACAGAGGCUGAACUCAUGGCAAGAUGGAGUUUCCGGCACAAACUGUCCGAUCGAACCAGGAAAGAACUGGACUUAUGUGUUUCAGACCAAGGACCAGAUUGGCUCCUUCACUUAUUUCCCCUCACUUAACUUUCAUAAGGCUGCUGGAGGGUUCGGACCAAUUCGUGUCAACAAUCGGAACGUUAUCCUCGUGCCUUUCCCAAAACCGGAGGCAGAGUUUGACCUUCUUAUUGGUGACUGGAUCUCGGAUGACUACAGGCAUAUUAGGCUAGUGUUGCAAGAGGAACGGGUAUCCCAUGUUUACCCUGGUGUCAUAUUGAUGAAUGGAAAAGGGCCUUACGGUAGCCAAUAUUCUACAUCGUACGAAUCCUUCACUGUCACAAAAGGUAAGACUUACCGGUUCAGAAUAUCAAACGUGGGAACCGUGUUCAGCUUCAAUUUCAGGAUUCAGAAACACCAGAUGGUGCUUGUUGAAACGGAAGGCUCGUACACGAACCAGAUCGUGCUGGAUUCUCUCGACGUCCACGUUGGCCAGUCUUACUCCGUCCUCGUUACUGCCAAUCAAGAUGAAGCUGAUUACUACAUGGUGGCCACUCCAAAAUUGUUCAAUAUUGAUAACCAUGACUCCCUUGUGGCCAAAGGGAUACUACGCUACGAAAAUUCAGUUUUACCUGUCCAGGGCUCUGUCCCAGAUGGACCUGAUCCUUUUGAUGUAGGCUUUUCGAUCGAUCAAGCUAAAUCUAUCAGGUGGAAUAUGUCUACUGGUGCUGCAAGGCCUAAUCCACAGGGCACAUUCAAUGUUACCAACGUAACGUUAUCUCAAACGUUUAUCCUCCACGGGUCAAGAGAUGUGAUCAAUGGUGUGCCAAGCUAUGUAGUGAACAAUGUGUCGUAUCUAACUCCAAGCACUCCACUGAAACUUGCUGAUUACUUCAGAAACGGUUCAGGUGUUUACCAACUAGAUGCAUUCCCUGUCCAGUCCUCUAAUGACAUUGCAUCAUACGGAGUUUCUGUCGUGACGGGAGUGCAUAAGGGAUGGUUAGAGAUAGUGUUCAAGAAUGAUCUUAGUGAUGAGAUGGAUUCUUGGCAUUUGGAUGGCUUUGGAUUUUAUGUCGUCGGAUUUGGUGAAGGAGAAUGGACACCUGAAUCGCGCAGCACAUAUAACCUAUACGAUCCAGUCGUUCGUUCGACGGUACAAGUUUACCCCGGAAGAUGGACUGCAGUAUAUGUGUUUCUUGACAAUCCUGGAAUGUGGAACUUGAGAUCACAGAAUUUGAUGCAUUGGUUCAUGGGGCAAGAACUCUACGUACGGGUGCAUGACCCUGAUCCUAAUCCUGCCAAGGAGCGACCCCCUCCUCAGAACGUCCUCAUGUGUGGGAUUUUCGAUGAUGCUCCUGCUCCAGUAGCCAGUGCCCCAGCUCCUCAGGCAGGAUGGUGAUAGAAUUCCUUCCAGCUGAUAUUCUUUUCGAUUCAAAUAUUUCGUUCGUAAGAUUUUAUUAAUUCCUCCGCAACAUGGUUUUAUCUGUACUGUGAAAAUAAAAUUAAAUGAUUCUUUCUUAUGGUGAAUAGAUGCAAAACACCUCAACCUGUAUUAGUUCCCAGAAUAUAUGUUGUGAAUGUCUGCACAAAAUAUGAAAAAAACAUAAGGAAUUAUAGAACACAAGGUUUACGUGAUCAGAAAAAUUCUCUUAUAUUCGU
Sesamum indicum (sesame) is the source of this 2032-nucleotide messenger RNA. RefSeq names its product monocopper oxidase-like protein SKU5. The record is from RefSeq and is a predicted model, not a curated record. NCBI's taxonomy places the organism in Eukaryota, Viridiplantae, Streptophyta, Magnoliopsida, Lamiales, Pedaliaceae. Gene Ontology annotation, cellular component: plasma membrane. Gene Ontology annotation, molecular function: oxidoreductase activity; copper ion binding.